Molecule: messenger RNA, 5998 nt
Organism: Pocillopora meandrina
Lineage: Eukaryota; Metazoa; Cnidaria; Anthozoa; Scleractinia; Pocilloporidae
Source: the annotation of a GenBank genome assembly
CACGAGUCUCACAGAUAGGUGAUCACAGUUUCUUUGCGGUCCAUCGCCUCUUAAUCUGUUUGAACGUCGAUUUAGUGCAUUUGGCUUUCGCCUACGCAUAAGGUGAGGGUUUUUCGAUCGUCCGAAUCGUCCCGAUUGCCCCAAUUAGUUAGAUUAUCAGGACGUCCCAUGGCCAACCAACAGCUCGACUCGAUUGUGUUUCGCUCUCAGCUGAGUCGUGAAUGACAAAAUUGGCGUGGUUUCCAUAUAUAGUCGUUACGAUCGAUUACGACUAUUGAUCCAGUGGGAACAAAUUUACCGAAAGACCUUCGUAGUUAUUUCUCAGAUGCGGGUUCUAUUUCCCAUACAUUACCAUAGGAGAGUACGAGGGCAAGGCCACUAAAACUUGAACUCAUUCAUGCCUUCUAUGAGAAAGUACUCUAUAAGACAUUUAUGUGUAUUCUAUAUCCAAAAUUAUUCUUUAUCGUCCUCUGUUUUAAAGUCUAAUAUCUGAUGAAGCUGGUGUUCAUUUUUUGAGAGUCUUCAAGAUCAGGUUUUGCGAAAUUGGCAGUAUCCCAUCUCCUAAUAUGAUGCAUGUGAAAUUGAAAAAGUAUGGAUGCUUAUUCCGUACUUCCUGGGGGGUGCUUAUGAUUCUCCUGUGCUUGUAGUUGAAGCUUAAAAAUUUAAAAAUAACAGGACAAAUAGAAACAAGUUUUCCUUGUAUCCCUAGGAGGGGAGGGAGGUGGGUGCUUGUCUAGAGGGGCACUCGUUCAAUAUUAUGAAUAAGCACCGAACCCCUUCAACAAGACAAUUUUGUUUUUAUCAGCUAGGUUGGUAAUGGGAAUUGACCACCAUAAAGUGUUUCAAAGCUAAUGUUUAAAGCAUUAGCCAUUUGUCAGAACCAAAGACAAAAGGCUAAUGCUUCACUGUGAUGAAGGGCAAACGCUCGAACUGUCAGCUUUGAAACUCUUCAUGCUGGCCAAUUUACAUUAAUUACAUUACAUUAAUUAUCAACUCUGUUGAUAAUACCAAAAUUAUCUUGUUUAAGGGGAUGGAUGCUUAUUCAGGGGAGGUGCUUAUUAAAGUUUGGGCUCAUGUUUUUAUUGGUAAUCACAUGAUUUCGAGUGCAAUUUGGGAUAAAUAAGCAUGAGUAAAUUUUUUCAAAGACUAUUAAAUUCCACAAGUCCAUAGGGUGAGUCUAAUUUGUGGUCUUUGAAAAAAUUUAUAAGUGCUUAUUUAUUCAAAAUUGCACAAGAACAAUCAUGUGAUUACGUAUUAAUAAUAUACAUGAAAAAUACAAGAUAGCUUAUCAUAGUUAUGUAGAAGCAAAGCGUGCGCAUCAAGCACAAAAAUGAUUUAUUCAAACCCUGCAAGUGAAAUUGUUCAUUUGGUCAAAACAACUGCUUACAAUCAAAACGAUAAUAUAUAAUGAUAUUUUCACAUCUUAAAGAUGAAAAAAAAAUCAAAGUCUGGCUAAACAGUUCAGUCUGGUUGGUUACUUCUUUGCACUGAAUUAACCCUCUUCUGCAUUGAAUUACCUGAAAACUGCAUUUGUCCUAACCAAUCAGAACUGAGUAAUUUUUUCAUGUAUCUUCUUGGAGGAAAUACAGUUAACCUAUUUUUCUUCAUUGAUCACUUUUAGUCAUUAAUCAAUUAAACACUGCAUUUUUAUGUAACUUUUAGGGACAGAAAAAUGAGCAGUCAUUCAGGCUAUGAUGUUGCAGUCAUUGGUGCAGGGAUUUCUGGGAUAGCUACAGCAAAAUGCCUGUUGGAUGACAAGUUCAAGAUCAUUGUUUUUGAACAGACUGACCAUAUCGGAGGUCUGUGGCACUUCACAGAGCAUGGAUAUGGAGUAAUGCGAUUCACACAUAUGUAUGUUGGAAAAAUAACAUAAUUUAUUUUAUGAACUGCAGUGUUUUAUAAGGAUUUCUAGUCCUGAGAGAUGCUAUUACUGCACACAUGUAAAACCACAAUAAGCUGCUAAUGCAUCACUCACCUUUUGUGCCAGUUCAUUUAUUGUUGAGGUCAACUUCUCUUUUUGGUAAAGGCCUAUGGUGUUUAUGUUAUAAACAAAAAAAUACAUGGUUGCUUGAAGAAAUGUAAUUUCUCUUCCAUAGUUCCUCUUAAUAUGUCAUUUGGGAGAUAUCAAGUUGAACAUGAGCAGAGAAUUUCCACAUCUUCAUGCACUCAUGUAUUUUUCUCUUAUUUACUAUAUCUCUCAACUGGGCUGUAUUUCACUGUACAGCACACUAAAUUCACAUUUGCUAAUUGAAUUGAAACUUAUGGCCUGUAUACUUUGCUCUUAAGCCAUAAAUCCAUGCAGAAAAACUUGAUCCAUCACCUAUAGUAUCAACCUCAAACUCAGUUAGUGAGAGUAUUUAUCUCUGAAGAUAAAUAACAAUGUCAAUAUCUGAAAAAUGAUAAUUUUUUAAUUUGGUUGACAAACCCUCCCUCUCCCUCUCCACCCCUGCAAGUGACCAAAUGGCACUGGGCUUCAGUUUGCUUCUGAUUGGUCAAGAAGGUGGCGCAAAUUUUCUUGACUCACUGAAUGAAGUGAAACUAUCCAAAUCCAGAUUAUUUUCUCAUCUAGAUAGCAGGGGUCUGCAGGAAAAAAAGGCCUUGACUCUUUCACCCGCACAAGUGAUUCACCUGUAACUUCUUUGUGUAAUAUCCAUACAUUAUCCAGCAAACAGGCAAUGAGAAUGCUCAAAGUUGCUGUCUUGAUCUAAAACCAAAUUCUUGCUACUGAUGCACAAGAAAAUGUAAAGCAGCAAGAGGGGAGAAUUAACAAUCAGAUCUUGGGAGUUUAAAGGUUAACUGACUUAAGAUGCAACAUCUAAUUCUCUUUCUGUUUCAUAGGGAAUUACAAACCAAUUUAGAAGGAGAAUCCAGUAGUCUAUUUUAACCCUUUAACUCCCAGAACUGAUUAAUAUGUAACUUCUCCCAAUAUUAUCCAUGUAUUAUCCAACAAACAGGUGAUAAGAAUACACAAACUCAUCAGGGAGAAGUUGUUGUCAUGAUCUAACACCAAAUUCUUGUAACUAAUUUAUAAGUAAAUGUGUAGCUGCUAGAGGGGAGAAUUAACAAUCAGAUCUUGGGAGCUAAAGGGUUAAGUUACUUGGGGUAUUUAUUUCUGUGCACCCCUUCAGUUAAAAGUUUGAUUACUGGCAUAUCUCUUACUUGCAUGAUUCACUAAAUUCUCAACUCAGAAUUUUUGUUUUACAGAAAUGUCUCAAAACACAACUACUGCUUCUCUGACUUCCCAUUUCCUGACGACAUUCCUGAUUAUCCUCAUCACUCGCACAUGGCAGAAUAUAUCAACAGCUAUGCUGAACAUUUUGGUAUCCGAGAUCACAUCAGUUUCAAAACCAAGGUGGAUCGUAUUGAACAACUCCCUGAAGGAUGGAAAAUAAAAUCGGUGAAAGUUGACAAUGCAGGAAGGCAUCAGGGCGGUUACGAGGAAACAUUUGUUAAGUUUGUUGCCAUAGCAACUGGGCAUCAUGCCAAACCAAACAUUCCUCAUUUUGAUGGUCAGGAAAGAUUCAGUGGCCAAAUUCUGCAUAGUAUAGACUAUAAAGAUGCAAUCAGUAAUGAGCUCAUGGAAAAGAAAGUUGUGGUUGUAGGUAUUGGUAAUAGUGCUGUAGAUGUUGCAGUAAAUGUAGCAGAAUUGGGAAGGAAAAAACCCGUCUGUAUUUCUACAAGAUCUGGUGCGUGGGUAGUACCCAACUACGUUCAUGGCUACCCUACUGAUCAUUACGCAUGUCGUCUUUUCUUCUGGCUUCCAUGGAGCUUGUCAAAUUUUGUCUUUCAGUUGAUCAUUCAAAGUGUAGUGGGAAGCCCUUGGCGCUGGAAUUUAAACCCCAAAAUGAAAGCUCGUCAAACCCAGCCCACCGUGAGCCCAACGUUGAUUCAUCACAUCCAGCGAAGGAACAUUGAAGUUAAGCCUAAUAUUGCAGCAUUAGAAAGAAACAAUGUUGUUUUUACUGAUGGAACUAAAACAGCAUCAGAUGUAAUAGUCUGUUGCACUGGGUAUCAUAUUUAUUUGCCAUUUUUAGAUAACAAAAUUAAAGAUCAAGUUUUAGAGGAGAGCAGUAACAGAAUUAAGCUUUUCAAAAAUGUUUUCGCUCCAGAAAUUGGAGCUUCGUUGGCUUUCAUAGGUUUCACGCAGCCAGCUUCUGGUGGUUUACUGUCAGUUUCUGAAAUCCAAGCUCGAUGGUUUUCAGAGCUGUGCAAAGGAAAAACCAAACUUCCAUCGGCAGAGAAAAUGUUCCACAACAUGAAACAAGACCAGCAGAGAAGUGAGAGCACUUACUAUGCCUCAGCAAGGCACACCAUUCAACAAGACCCCAUUCCUUACAUUGACGAGAUUGCGUCUUAUUUCGGUGCAAAGCCGCAGUUAUGGAGACACCCAUCCUUGGCUUGGAAUCUAAUCGUAGGUUCUUGUGGGGCAGCGCAAUGGCGACUACAAGGUCCGCACAAAUGGAACAAGGCUAAAGAAGUUGUGCGUUCUGUUCCCAUCACUCCCCUAAUGCAUUAUGGGACCAUCACUCUGCUUGUGUUGAUAACAAUCAUUGUAACUUUUAUUCUUCUUAAAUUUUGCUAAUCCAGAAAAUUAACUCUUUACACCCUUAAUAUCAGUAUGUAUAUUCUCCAUACUGUUCUCUAUACAUUCCCUAAGGUGCUGAAGAGGAGAAUUCAUUUAAUGAUCAGUAGCUUCUUUAGGUGGUGAUCAUUUCCUUUACUCUCGUGACCUAAAUGUGUGAUUCAGGGGUGAUUUUGUAAGGAGAAAUUAGAUGUUAGUCACUCUUGGGGGAAAAAGGGUUAACUACGAUAGUAUUUGCUCUCUUGCUUUCGUUGGUUUUCCUUUUUUUCUUGAAGUGAAAUUCGUAACAAGAAAAUAAACAACCGAGAAUUGAGCCAAUUGCGAAAAUAAAGAAGCUUAACAACGGGAAUAUUAAACUAAACCGAACAGCGUUAUUAAAAUAUUGGAUUACACAAUGGGGAAAUGUCAAAUUAUACUCGUGAUGUUCCAGAAACAUUAGAGUUAGAAUCGGAUGAGGAGUAAUGGAGUGCUCUAGUUUCGAUUCGAAGCCAGAAAAAUUAUUUUUGCUCAACAUUGCCGACUUGACAGUUGUCCGCGCUUAAGUUUUCUUAAUAGCAACAAAUUUAUUGCGAGAAAAUGAUCGCCUUUUUUUUUAAUUCCUUAACAUAGAGAAGUACUUUUUGAGCAGUCUCAAUAUAUUGAAAUAAUUGACGAUAAAUCAUUUGUAACACUUUUAAUUUAGAAAUUAAGGAAUCUAUUGUGAGUAAACGAACUGUUUUUGAAUCCAUGAUCAUGGAUAAGUAUUUUUUGAGCAGUCUCAGUAUAUUGAAAUGUGUGUGGUUUUGUUAGCUUCUCUUGUUAACUCUGUAAUUAACUGCUGGCAAAGCAGGCAGCUUCGUCGGGUUUUCCUGGAAAUUUUGCAUCUCAGGAAACAAGGACUGAUCCACAACUGGAAUGAACGAAAUGCAGUAGCUCCAACGGUCUGAUAUUCGCUCCUACGCUUAAUUUUUGGGCAAGUACCAGAAACACAUUCCGUUUCAGGAAGUUACAAAAACGGGGAAUGAGGAUAUCGAUAAUGGACGCGAGAAAAUGUAUAUUCCGCGUUAUAAACAAUUCAUCUUCUUGUGACCUCUAAAUAAGAGUUAGGACUUUUCCGCCCGGCAAAGCUCGUCAUGCCGCUAACAGGUGCUAAAAGGGAUUAUAAGCGACUGAUAUCUAGGAAAAGCACAUAAUCUUUUGAGAGAUCUAGUGUACUGCGUCAAAUUUCCCUUAAAUAAAGAAAUUAAAUAUUUACGACACACCUUAAAAAUUGCUAUUUAAUAUCCUGAUGUUUUAAAAACCAGAAGGAAAAGAAAAGAUGUGAAUUUGAGAAUUUUUGGGAACAGAAAUAAAAUAUUUACGACACAUCGUCAACACUGACUAUUUUUUAAUUUUCUGUCAGUUUGACAAAGAGAGUAUAUAGAAAAUAAGUUUAAU